Molecule: messenger RNA, 1639 nt
Organism: Carassius auratus (goldfish)
Lineage: Eukaryota; Metazoa; Chordata; Actinopteri; Cypriniformes; Cyprinidae
Product: cyclin-dependent kinase 8-like
Exons: 9
Coding region: 115-1044 (309 amino acids)
Biological process (GO): protein phosphorylation
Cellular component (GO): nucleus
Molecular function (GO): ATP binding; protein serine/threonine kinase activity
Source: RefSeq, a predicted model, not a curated record
UUUUAAAUGCAUCCUGUUCACAAAAGCAUCAGUUAUCACAAUGAAAUGAGCGAGGAAGUGUUACUACUCUGAACUUUGACACUUUCACCACAGAAACCUGCCAACAUAUUGGUAAUGGGAGAAGGUCCUGAAAGAGGACGUGUGAAGAUAGCUGAUAUGGGUUUUGCACGGCUCUUCAACUCACCACUGAAGCCUUUAGCAGAUCUGGAUCCUGUAGUUGUUACGUUCUGGUACAGAGCACCAGAGCUGCUGCUGGGAGCCAGGCACUACACCAAAGCCAUCGAUAUCUGGGCGAUUGGCUGUAUCUUUGCUGAGCUUUUGACCUCAGAGCCUAUCUUCCACUGUCGACAGGAGGACAUUAAGACCAGUAACCCCUACCAUCACGAUCAGCUGGACCGGAUCUUUAAUGUCAUGGGCUUUCCUGCAGAUAAAGACUGGGAGGACAUAAAGAAGAUGCCGGAACACUCUACGUUGAUGAAAGACUUUAGGAGGAAUACGUACACUAACUGCAGCCUUAUAAAAUAUAUGGAGAAACAUAAAGUCAAACCUGACAGCAAAGCAUUCCACUUGCUGCAAAAGCUGCUUACUAUGGACCCGAUCCGCCGAAUCACAUCUGAGCAGGCCAUGCAAGACCCGUACUUCCUGGAGGAGCCUUUACCCACGUCUGAUGUCUUCGCUGGCUGCCAGAUUCCUUAUCCCAAACGAGAAUUCCUGACGGAAGAAGAACCGGAAGACAAGGCAGACAAAGUAAGAAAUAAAAACCAGCAGCAACUGCAGCAGGGGAACAACCACACCAAUGGGGCGGGGCACACAGGUAACCCUGACAACAGCCACGCACAAGGCCCGCCUCUGAAGAAGGUGAGAGUGGUUCCGCCCACUACUACCUCAAGUGGCCUGAUCAUGACCUCAGAUUACCAGCGCUCCAAUCCACAUGCUGCCUACCAGAACCCAGGACCAAGCACAUCAUUGCCCCAAAGCAGCAUGGGAUACUCCUCUACCUCCCAGCAGCCUCCACAGUACUCGCACCAGACCCACCGCUACUGAGGCAGGCCACGCCCCCCUCUCACAGUGCCCAACAGGGAGAAUGUACUUAGGGAGGCGGGUGUGGACCUGAGCCGAGCCGAGCCGCCCCACCCACUGGCUUUGCUGUGCAGCAUUUCCACCGCAGGAACAGUAACUGUAACUGUAACCUAACAAAACAUCACCAUGUCAUACAGCCGACAUUAUCCUCCGCUGACAACAGUAAAAAAAAUUAAUAAAUAAUAGACUUUAAGUGAAAACAAAUGAAAAAAGCUGAUGAAAAGCGGAUAUUUGUUCCAUUGGUGAUAGUUCAAGUCUUUGCUGCAAGUCUGUGAUAUUUCACGAAAAAGAAAAACACAAAAAAAGCAACAAACAUUCUCAAUAUGUGGUACUGAACAGCUGCACUAUGUAGUGAGACUGGUUUGGAGCGAGGUGGAGAUCCACCGUACCAUCCAAUCUCUUUAGCCCCAGUCCUUCUUGCCCUCACUUUUGAAAUCCGUUGGCCUCUCCAAGACUUAAAGCUGCUAUGUGACUGCCAGCAAAGACAGAAUGACGUAUGUCAGUCUGUCUGUCUCUCCGUCUGCCCUUAUACACACACACACACACACACACACACACA